AUGAAACUUACAAAAGAACAAUUAAAACAAUAUAAAGAGGAUGGAUUCUUGAUUAUACCAGACUUUGUACCUCACAAUGAAAUAGAUCAAAUAGUUACAGAGAUGAAAAGGUUGGUAGAUAAUGUUGAUUUACCUGAUACAAUACAAUCAAUAUUCACUACAAAUGAACAAGAGAGAAAAACAAAUGAUUACUUUAUGAAUUCAGCAGGUACAAUUAGUUUCUUUUUUGAAUCAGAUGCAAUCAAGAAUGGAGAGUUGGUAGUAGAUAGAGAUGUAGCAUUCAACAAGGUUGGACAUGCAUUGCACGACUUGAAUCCAGUGUUUGAAAAGUUUAGUUAUCAUCCAAGAAUCAAAGAGUUGGUCUAUUCACUAGAGAUCUUUAACAAGGCACUUAGUGUCCAAUCAAUGUACAUAUUCAAGAACAAAACAACUGGUGGGGAGGUUGGUAUUCACCAAGACUCUACCUUUCUACAUACCACUCCUCUUACUACACAUGCCCUGUGGUUUGCAUUGGAAGAUGCCACCAUUGAGAAUGGAUGUUUGCGAGGUCUAGAAGGAUCACACAAACAUGGUAUCAAGAGAAGAUUCGUUAGAAAGGAAAAGGGUAGUAAUGAAAUGACAUUUGUAGGCGAGGAUGACAAAUACAAAAAGGAGGACUUUGCAGCACUAGAAUGUAAAAAGGGAUCGGUUAUCUUGCUAGAUGGAAGUGUUGUACAUUAUUCUGAACCAAACAAAUCUGCCAAAUCAAGACAUGCCUAUACUCUUCAUUUUAUUGAAGGUGAUGGUUCAGCCGUUUAUGAACAAGAAAAUUGGUUACAACGUUCAUCAUCUCAACAACCAUUUAGAGAAUUAUAA
Cavenderia fasciculata is the source of this 855-nucleotide messenger RNA. RefSeq lists its product as uncharacterized. The record is from RefSeq and is a predicted model, not a curated record. The transcript is spliced from 2 exons. The coding region runs from base 1 to 855 and encodes 284 amino acids. Lineage: Eukaryota; Evosea; Eumycetozoa; Acytosteliales; Cavenderiaceae.